UUCUGAUUGAGAUAAUGCUGUACAUAUAAAUACUACUAUAUAAUAUAGUUAAGUCCGCACAUUUCGCAGUAGGGAAAGAGCGUGUUUGGUGUGGCUGGUGAGACCGACCAAUAACUAUACUUCAACACGUAAAUAAUAUAAGCUUAUAUUUAAGUAAAAAUGGAUAGCACGAGGUCUGGUAGCGAGGACACUCGCCCCUUGUUGGUAUCACAAGGUUCACUGGUUUCGGAGGAUCGCUAUUCGAGCGAGAACAUCCUUUUAUACAAAUCUGGUGGCAGUGGGCAGAUAGCGACCAGUGUGAAUUUAAUUAAGAUUGGCCUGGGAACCGGUGUGUUAACACUUGGAUUCGGUGCUCAUGUUGCGGGAGUCGUCGGCUGCGCUGCAAUCUUGGCUUUAGUGGCGACGCUGAAUGUGUGGUCGAUAUAUCUCCUAGUACAAUGUGAAAAGACCAUUGCGCCCCGUUUAAAUCCCCAUGAGAGGAAUCCGCGUGGCAAGUACUCGCAGAUUGCGUACGAGGCCUUUGGCAAUUAUGGUGUUUGGUUGACAGACUUCUUCGUUGUGCUCACACUCAUGGGUGCGGCCACUGCUUACUUCGUCUUUGUGGAGACGACUAUGGUACACGUCGUGCCUGGGUAUCCCGCCUGGUUCUGGGUGAUGGUAUCCUAUCCCGUGUGUAUUUUGCUUGUGCUUCCCGACGAUCUGCGCUACUUGGCACCCGUCUCCAUUGUGGCCAUUUUCUCCACCGUCAUUGGAAUGUGUGCCGUGUUCGCCUACGGAGCUACGCAACAAACCUUCCAGAUCCCGGAAGACGCUUGGUUCAGGCCGAAGGGCUUGCCCCAGUGUUUUGGUCUGUGUGUCUACACUUUCGGACAUCCGGUGAUCAUUUUCCCCAUUUACGACCAGAUGAAGGACCGAACGACCAAGUUCAUGCCCACCGUGAGUGUAUCUCUGUCGAUGCUGGUUGUGUGCUUCGCCUUUGUGGGUCUUUUGUCGGUCGGGUUCUUUGAGAGUGUGGGUGUGAUGCAGAACUCUAUUGCACAGCUCCCCUCAGGAUCGGUAGCGUCUAAGAUCGUGCAGACGGCUAUGAGUAUAGUUAUUCUGCUGUCGUACCCGCUGACGAUGUUUGUUGUGAACAAGAUGGUUUUCCAAUACGUCAGUGUUUGGGUAGGGACCGCUGAUCCCAAACUAGACUAUUUCGUGAGGAUAGUACUCGUAUCAGUUGCUGCCACCGGAGCGCUCAUAUUCCCUCACCUUGCGGAUGUGGUGACCAUCCUCGGAUGCUUUACGAUAACCUACUUGUGUUUCGUAAACCCCAUGGGUUUCUACUACACGUUGCACAAAGACACACUGUCGGGGAUACAGAAGGCCUUGCUUGGCUUUGGAGGGGUGCUUGGAUUGUGCACGAUUCUUUACACCACCCACUCAGCUGUCGUAGCGAUGCUGAACCGGAAAGUUUAGGAUAGACAGUAGUCCACACACACUGCUUUGUAAAUGGAUGUGUAUAAACUAAUUUAGAUGUACAAAUAAAGGCUUAGGAAUGUCAUGUCGCCGCUCGACCCGAGCAGGCCG
Sphaeroforma arctica JP610 is the source of this 1569-nucleotide messenger RNA. RefSeq lists its product as hypothetical. Gene Ontology annotation, molecular function: amino acid transmembrane transporter activity. The record is from RefSeq and is a predicted model, not a curated record. NCBI's taxonomy places the organism in Eukaryota, Ichthyosporea, Ichthyophonida. Gene Ontology annotation, cellular component: vacuolar membrane. Gene Ontology annotation, biological process: amino acid transmembrane transport. Bases 160 to 1458 code for a protein of 432 amino acids. The transcript has 6 exons.